Daphnia carinata is the source of this 993-nucleotide messenger RNA. Its product is annotated as retinol dehydrogenase 12-like. The record is from RefSeq and is a predicted model, not a curated record. Lineage: Eukaryota; Metazoa; Arthropoda; Branchiopoda; Diplostraca; Daphniidae. The transcript is spliced from 6 exons. Bases 45 to 959 code for a protein of 304 amino acids.
CACGUAAUUUCAUUAGGGCAUUCACGGACGUUCCUCGAACCAACAUGCCACGGUUUUUUCAAGGCCCUCGUUGCAAAAAUAAUUGCCGGCUCGAUGGCAAGGUAGUUGUUGUUACAGGUGCAAAUACUGGCAUUGGCAAAGAGACUGCUCGUGAGCUAAGCAAAAGAGGAGCUGAAGUGGUGAUCGCUUGCCGUGACUUGAAGAAGGCUAACGAAGCCGCAGAUGACAUUACAAAGGAGACUGGGAAUGCGGUGACUACCUUGAAAUUGGAUUUGGCUUCUAUGAAAUCUAUUCGAUCAGCAGCAGAAGAAUUGAAAGCACGUCAUCCUGAAAUUCACAUACUCAUCAACAAUGCCGGAAUCAUGACAUGCCCUCAAUGGAAAACGGACGAUGGUUUUGAAAUGCAAUUUGGAGUCAAUCAUUUGGGAUCUUUCCUGUGGACGCUUUUACUAUUGAACAACAUCAAACGGGCUUCACCUUCUCGAAUUAUCAAUCUAUCAUCUGUCGCGCAUACAAGAGGAAAAAUGUAUUUCGACGAUUUAAUGUUGCAGAAAAAUUACACUCCGAUACGGUCUUAUUGUCAAAGCAAGUUAGCCAAUAUCCUAUUUACGAAAGAGCUCGCAAGACGAUUAGAAGGAACUGGAGUCUCCGUCUUUGCCGUACAUCCGGGAGCUGUCCAAACGGAAUUGGCACGACACAUCAACGAAUCGAUGAAUGCUUGCGUGGAUGGCACUCUCCACUUCUUCAGUCGUUUCGUUUUUAAAACGCCAGAGAUGGGAGCCCAAACUAGUGUUUAUUGCGCCGCGGAGGAAUCUUUAACUGAACUCAGCGGACAUUAUUUUAGUGACUGCGCCAAAACGAAACCAGCAAGUCAAGCCAAUGAUAAAGAAGCAGCUGUACGCCUUUGGAAAAUGAGCGAAGAACUCGUUGGUUUCACUUGGGAACAGUCUAAUCAAUAAGAAAAUUUAAUCUAGUUAAUUUUGAAUUAUCUGG